Pneumocystis murina B123 is the source of this 306-nucleotide messenger RNA. RefSeq lists its product as hypothetical. NCBI's taxonomy places the organism in Eukaryota, Fungi, Ascomycota, Pneumocystomycetes, Pneumocystales, Pneumocystaceae. Gene Ontology annotation, cellular component: membrane. Bases 1 to 306 code for a protein of 101 amino acids. The transcript has 5 exons. The record is from RefSeq and is a predicted model, not a curated record.
AUGGAUCCUGUUUCAAGUAUUCUUGCUCUUUCUUUAUAUAUUGGAGGAUUAACUGGGUAUAUUCGUAAACGAAGCAUUCCAAGUCUUGUCGCUGGAACUGCUAUAGGAACAAUGUAUGGCUGUAGCAGCAUUUUACUUCAUUAUCGUCUAUCACCUGGUUAUCAAUUAGCACUUUUUACAUCUUCUUUAUUAACUACAACUUCUAUUAUUCGUCUUUAUAAAUCUGGCAUUAAGCCUCUACCAACUAUAUUAGGACUUGUAGGUAUUUUAACAACAGGAUACUAUUCAAAAAAACUAUUUUCUUAA